Messenger RNA from Ochotona princeps (American pika), 1143 nucleotides. RefSeq names its product glutathione S-transferase A4. The record is from RefSeq and is a predicted model, not a curated record. Gene Ontology annotation, biological process: xenobiotic metabolic process; glutathione metabolic process. The transcript is spliced from 7 exons. Lineage: Eukaryota; Metazoa; Chordata; Mammalia; Lagomorpha; Ochotonidae. The coding region runs from base 96 to 764 and encodes 222 amino acids. Gene Ontology annotation, molecular function: glutathione transferase activity.
GCGGCCAGCUGAUCGCGCCGGCUGCAGCCCGCGGGCCCCUCGCAUUGUGCAGCUCCGGUGCUCCGAGUGGACUCCAGAAAGUCUGGAAAGCCAUCAUGGCAGCCAGGCCCAAGCUGCACUACCCCAACGGAAGAGGCCGCAUGGAAUCCGUGCGAUGGGUGCUGGCCGCAGCCGGAGUCGAGUUUGAUGAAGAAUUUUUGGAAACAAAAGAACAGUUGCAAAAGCUGCAGGAUGGCAAUCACCUCCUGUUCCAGCAAGUGCCCAUGGUUGAAAUUGAUGGGAUGAAGUUGGUACAGACACGCAGCAUCCUCCAUUACAUAGCAGAAAAGCACCAGCUCUUUGGCAAGGACCUCAAGGAGAAAACCCUGAUUGACAUGUACGUGGAGGGGACGCUGGAUCUGCUGGAGCUGAUUAUCAUGCAUCCUUUCUUGAAACCACAGGACCAGCAAAAGGAAGUGAUGAACAUGGCUCAGAAAGCCAUCCUCAGGUACUUUCCUGUGUUUGAAAAGGUUUUAAGGGACCACGGACAAAAGUUUCUUGUUGGCAACCAGCUGAGCCUUGCUGAUGUGAUUCUACUCCAGACCAUUUUGGCUCUAGAAGAGAAAAUUCCCAAUAUUCUAUCUACAUUUCCUUUCCUCCAGGAGUUCAGUGUGAAAAUCAGUAACAUCCCUACAAUCAAGAAAUUCCUUGAACCUGGCAGCAAGAAGAAGCCUCCCCCUGAUGAAAUCUACGUGAGAACAGUGUACAACAUCUUCACGCCCUAAACCAGCACACCUGUCUGUGGCUGAGAGCUUGUCCCUAGCCAUGAACUGUGUUCAUGAUACCUUAACUGAUCCCACCUCUUUCCUGGUGCUGUGUAUUGUUAGGUCUCUCAUAUCAAAGGAGAUCUUCUUUUCUAGACAUACCCGCCUUGGUUCUUGCCCAGUGAGUAAUUGUUAAGAAGACAUUUGUUGGGAACCCUCCCUGGGGGGGGCCUGGUAUGGGAGUUAGAACUGACUGUGCUGCUCAUCUCCUGCCUCCUGCCUCCUGUGAACGAGGAUGGCGAGAUCCUGUCCUCCCUAUGCUCUUCAGUCUUCACCUUGUUCUAGGCUCCUUCAGGUCUCUCCCUGCUCUCAGUGUUGUAUAACAGAGUGUCUCACUAGU